This is a messenger RNA of Boeremia exigua, 459 nucleotides long. RefSeq lists its product as uncharacterized. NCBI's taxonomy places the organism in Eukaryota, Fungi, Ascomycota, Dothideomycetes, Pleosporales, Didymellaceae. The record is from RefSeq and is a predicted model, not a curated record. Bases 1 to 459 code for a protein of 152 amino acids. The transcript has a single exon.
AUGCGCUUCUCUACCAUCAUCAGUGGCUUUGCCUUCACGGCCUCAGCCUUCGCCGCCCCUUCAAUUAUUCUCCAUAACAACUGCGACUUUGAUGUAUUCGUCACCUCCGUCGGCAAAACAUCUGGCAACACCACCAGAGUGCAUCCUGACGUUCCAUGGAUCGAGGAGGAAUACUUCGAUGGUACCGGCACCGCCAUCAAAAUUGGCCGAACUGCCGCUGCGCUUUGGACCGCCAAACCUACGCUCCACCUCAGUUACACAUACAGCAGGGGUCAAAGCCUCUACUACGAUCUCAGCACUACUUAUGGCUUCGACUUCUGGGGAAAGAAGAUCACGGUCAAGGGGGACGAUGAUAAGGAGGUGCCAUCAAUCGAGUGGGACGGUGCCCCAGAGCUGAUCCAACAUACCCAAUCCUACUUUGGCGAGACUGGUCUGACACUUGAAAUCUGUGCCGCCUAG